UAGAGCAAACACGGUAAUCCUCUGAAUCAAAUCAAGCAGAUUCCAUCUAUAUUUCCAUACCCAUUAAGCUGUACAGAUUUCCUACUCAGAACUUUUUAUUCUCUCUCGUGCUCUCUCGGGUCUCGACUUCAGGGUUUAUCUUCCUUCCAAGUUUUUGGAUUAGCAGAGGUGAAAAAUGGAAGCUGGGGCAGCGACAGUCGUCCGAUCCCAAUUCGGCAGCUCAAUACCGUCAACUUCUAUUGGCAGAUCGGGUAUUUUGACUGCGAACGGGCCCAAUUUUGUGCGUUUCGGUACCAAGUUUCAGCCCGCUGUUAAGCAUUGCACUUCAAUUUCUCAACCAAAGUUGGGACACAGGAGAGUGGUUUGUAGAAGUAGGAGAGGUUUGGUGGUUCGGGCAUCAUUGUCCUCGGACUCAGCAGGGUCCACUGAGCCAAUUGCUCCACUUCAGCUUGAAUCUCCAAUUGGGCAGUUUCUGUCACAGAUUCUGGUAAGCCACCCACAUCUUGUGCCUGCUGCGGUUGAGCAGCAGCUUGAACAGCUUCAAACUGAUCGUGAUGCUGAAACAAAGAAAGAAGAGCCUCCUGCUUCGGGGACUGACUUAAUUCUUUACAGGAGAAUCGCUGAGGUUAAGGCUAAUGAAAGGAGAGAGGCUUUGGAAGAAAUUUUAUAUGCACUGGUAGUGCAGAAGUUCAUGGAUGCCAAUGUUUCUUUGAUACCCACCAUUGCCCCCUCUUCCUCAGAUCCCUCUAGCCAAGUGGAUGUAUGGGCAAGUGAAGAUGAGAAACUCGAGCACCUUCACUCUCCUGAAGCCUAUGAGAUGAUCCAGAACCACUUAACUCUGAUUCUGGGGAACCGUAUAGCUGAUUUAACUGCUGUAGCCCAGAUAAGCAAACUCAGGGUUGGGCAGGUCUAUGCAGCAUCUGUGAUGUAUGGAUACUUCCUCAAGCGGGUUGACCAGAGGUUUCAGCUUGAGAAGACGAUGAAAAUCCUUCCAAAUGCUUCUGACGAAGUAGAGAGUGAUAUUCAGACAUCUGCUGGUGGGAACAUGAGAACCGGUGGUGAUGAUGUCACUUUCCAAGCUAGAGCAUCCCAUCCUGAGGUCUCUUCCUGGUCUGGUGGCAUCAGUCCUGGGGGGUUUGGUCAUGGGAUAAAGGCUUCCCGACUGAGAACUUACGUAAUGUCUUUUGAUGGGGAGACACUUCAGACAUAUGCCACAAUAAGAUCGAAAGAGGCUGUUAGCAUCAUAGAGAAGCACACAGAGGCAUUGUUUGGAAGGCCUGAAAUUGUUAUAACACCUCAGGGGACAGUGGAUUCUUCUAAGGAUGAACAAAUCAGGAUUAGCUUUGGUGGUUUGAAGAGAUUGGUCUUGGAGGCAGUGACUUUUGGUUCUUUUCUCUGGGAUGUUGAGAGCUACGUGGAUUCUAGGCUCUUAGCAGUGUAGAUCUUGGCGAAUGACUUCUCAAAUGCAGGGUCAUCUAUGCUGAACCAAGUGGGGAAGCAAAGAGGCGAAAAAAGAAAGAAAGAAAGAAAAAGGCUCAUCUCAUAACAAUUAGACGUCAAAAAAACUAUUAAACAAACCUGAUAAGCAACAUCAGAUUGAUUGUAAUGUCCCCUUCUUCCCCAGUCUCCAAUCACCAAAAAGCUAAGCGAGCCGUCGGCUUUAACCGGGUGUUCGAGCCGCUGAAGCUCAGCUGUUAUGGGAAGAAAGCAAGCACAGAAGAAAGCCACCAGGAGAAAACUAAUAGACAUGGCAUAGUCCCAAAAACCAGCCAUGAAAUGAAAUCCAAGCAAACAAGAGAGCUCGAGUUGUAAUUCAAAUGGACUUUCAGCAUGCUCUUUUAUAGGCUAAUAAGCUAAUAUUCCAUGGACACAAAGAAGAGGGCGGCAAUAAUUUUAAUGUACAAAAUGACAAACAUAUAAUUAUAUU
Molecule: messenger RNA, 1927 nt
Organism: Juglans regia (Persian walnut)
Lineage: Eukaryota; Viridiplantae; Streptophyta; Magnoliopsida; Fagales; Juglandaceae
Product: UV-B-induced protein At3g17800, chloroplastic
Exons: 6
Coding region: 176-1441 (421 amino acids)
Source: RefSeq, a predicted model, not a curated record